CGGAAACCGAGACGUGAACUUCAACUAACUAGCUAGCAACUAGCGAGCAAGUGUUUGAAAUACUAACGUUAGGUUAGGUAAGUUAAUUGUUUUUUCGUGUAACAAUAGUUAGCUUGCUAUUAACAAUUCAGAGGGACUUUUCUGUUGUCUGGCUAGAGUAGCUCACGUUAGCUAGCUAGUUGACAUAAUGGACGUUUUACGUCCAGCACUCAUCAAUAUAAAUGGGAGAUUGUACCGAAGAAAUAUCAUUAAGGAAGAACAUUAUGAGGAGGAGGAAGAAGAAGAAGAUUUGUCUUACAUGGGACCACCAGUGAGUGAAGACCUCGCAGAAGAUGAAGCCUGUGACACCAUCUCCAUCGAGCAGACUGAUAAGGGAUACCGCUGUGCCAUCGAUGUCCCAAGUGUUCUCUACAAAUACAUCAUUGGGAAAAAGGGAGAGACGCGCAGACGCUUGGAGUUUGACACAAAGACGUCCAUCAACAUCCCCAAACCAGGAGUGGAAGGACAGAUUGUCGUCACAGGUUCCCACAAAGCUGCAGUCUCGUCCGCAGUCACGCGAAUCGAGGUCCUCGUCGAGGGUUUCCGGAAGAAGCAGCCUUUCACGCAUUUCCUGUCAUUUCCGUUGAACGAUUCCAAAAUCCAAGAGGGAUUCCUGAGCUUUAAAGACGAGGUGCUGCAGCAGUGCUCCGAGGAUCAUGGAGUAGAGGGGAGCAUCUUCCAGAACCCUGCAAAGCUCCACCUGACAAUCGGCACCCUGGCUCUAUUAAAUGACACCGAAGUGAAAAAAGCCUGCCAACACCUUCAAGAGUGCCAAAUCUUUAUCAGAGAAAUCACAGGAGGAAAUCCUCUGACGUUGGACGUGACGGGUGUAGAGUACAUGAAUGACGACCCGGCCAUGGUGGACGUCUUGUAUGCCAAAGUCAACGUGAAAGACAAAUCUGACAAGUUGCAGGUGAUCGCGGACCGGCUGGUAGAGCACUUUGUCUCAGCGGGGCUGAUGGUCAGGGAGUGGGACAGAGUGAAGCUACACGCCACUGUGAUGAACACUCUGUUCAGAAAGGACGCCACAGUUGAAGACACAGACGGUCCCGGAAGACAAACCAAGAGUGAACGAGAAGCUUUUGAUGCCAGAAACAUAUUGAAGAAAUUUGCUGUUUAUCGUUUUGGAGAGUUUAAGCUGAACUCUGUCCGGCUGUCCCAGAGAUAUUCGACAGAUUGUUCGGGUUACUACACGUCUGCAGGAAGCACCAACUUCUCAUGAGCUUCAAGGAGAUGGAGCAUAUUCUGAGGGAAAUUAUUAAAAAUGCGUCGGACAGAUGUCUUCACUAAUGAUCGUGCUGAAAACACACACGUGUGUCGUCUACAGACUUUUAAAUUCUGUGUAUUUUUGCCGCGCGUGUGUUUUGUUGCACAUAUUGCAAAGGGAUGCAGUAUCGUUCAGUGGUUGAGAAAAUGGGGAAAACAGUAAACGUUAAAUGCAGACACUUAAUAAAUGAUUUAUAACAACAAAAACAAAAUGUGUAUGUUUAUAUAUGUAAGUUUUAUUUUUCAACAAUUAUAACUUCUCCUUUUUGAAGAUUUAUUCAUUAUUACGGUUUUAUAUACACUUUCAUUCAUAAUUUUAUUACAAACUUGUAUCCAUCCAAACCCCAUGUUGAAUGUUUUAAAUACAACUCAAUGCAAGAUCCAACAAAAAGUUAUGACUCUGAGAUAUUUAAUAUUUAAUGUAAAACUGAGAAAAGUGGAAGAUUUCUACAUUUGAGAAGCUGAAACGUAUGUUUUGCCCUUUUUUUAAUUCAUGAACUAAGAUAAAUGAUUGGCCAGCCGUAAUAAUGCGCACUACAUACAGUUUACUGUUUUCUUUCUGCAGAUUUCAAUAUGCCACGAGAAAUGAUUUGGAUAGACUUGCAAAGCUUUGUGCCGUGUGUGGGUGAGGUUGCUUACGCACUUCCCGACAUGCAUCCUUUCUCAGUCCCUGCCACAUCUCUCACCCUAAUUAGUCAGCUCUUUGCUUCCUGCUCUAGAAACUUCCAGCCUGACCCCCCCCUGAGAUGCCGAGACUGCACACGUUCCUCGCUAUGAGCCGGAUAGAUGAGAUCUUGGUGUCUUGUCGGUGGUUUCAACAAACCCAUUUCCAUAUUUUGUUUCUGAAGAUCCCACAACCUGCGUUUGAAAAGGUUUAGUUGUCUCUGUGUUUAUUUUGUUACACGCAUUGAAUAUGAGAAAGAUACGGCCGCUUCGAAGCAGACUUUGCAAUGUUGUUUCUUUCUAUAGUGAAAGGGCUGUGAUUUGGAAAGAAGUUAAAGCAAAGCCAUCAUUUUAAAUGAGCCCACAUAACUUUGAACCAUUACCAAAUGAGCAUUCAUUCAUGUUUGGUAGCCGAAGUCUUAUUGUUUAGGCCUCCAUCCAAUUUGCAUAUUGAUUUAUUUUUAUUUUCAUGCCAGUUUUCUAAGUACAAUGUCUUUUUAUUAUAUUUUACUUGAUCCAUUGUCAAACUCUUAAAGCACAUUUACCGCUUGAUUUUCAUAACCUCACUAUACUAUUUCCCGUCGUGUGAUUCGAAAUGAAGCGCCGGCGUUAACAUCUGCUGGAGGAGGGAAAGACGAUGUUCGACAGACGUGACCUUUUUAACGCACUAGAAUAUGUUUGAUUUGUACGCGCGGCAUACUAACACGCACACACACGCACACACACGAGUGUCUAAUUACUUCUUAAGGGCGCUGUAAGCUUUACCCAUGUGUACUUUGAGGUGCAAAUGUUGAUCUUGUUCAUCUUCGGAUAUGAAUCCAUUAACGGUAAAGGGUAAAGUUGACUGCGAGGAAGCUGCGGGCUGACAUUUCGGUCGGCGGGCGCUGUUGUGUUUUUCCCCUUUUUAACAAGCUCCAAACUCCUCGGAUUGUCUCUCGAGGUUCGUUUUGAUCGACACAGGUGCCACCGCGAAUGGUCCCGCUAGACGGAGCCAACGGAUUUCUCAAAUCGGACAUUGUCAACUUUUGACCGUUGCCCUGUGUUGGAUGUGACUCUCCGGUGGGGUCUCGCCGCCGUUUCAAUGUCACACUAAUUACCCCCCCCCCCCCUCCACCCGUCACUAAUGGCCACGCACGGCCUUGACGGACAGGUGGGGCCCGAGUAUUUGAAAUGUCUAAAUCGGCGUCUCCGGCGAGGAGGCAGGUGAUCGCGUGCGGCGGCUCUUUGUCAUUCAGAGCGGCGAGUCUGCAGGCCGCCUGCUGGAGGAUGGUGUUUGAACAGCAGGCCUGCUGUUUGCUGUAUGUACACUUUGCUCCAGGAGGGUCUUUUGUUAUCAAUUCGUCUCUAUUACCUUUAUGGAUAAUCAUCACGAUUUGUGAUCAAAAAUGCUCCACGAACAAUGAUAGAAAAUGGAGAGCAACCAAUCCUCAUGUUUGAGUAGCUUGGAACUAGUGAAUGUUUUGCGGAACAGAACCAACCUAAAGGUACGAUGACAGCCUCCACAAAACGUUUUAGUCAGUCCACACAUUAAAGUAGCUUUAUAACAUAUUGUGUUCGCAAACAGUUGCGUAUUUCCACAUGCAGCAGACAAGGAGCAGCAUUAGCAGUUGUUUACAGUCCCGUUUUCUGUCCACCUGACAAACAGAAGUCCAAUUUCCGCUCUCCUCUUAUCUCCGUUUUGGAUCUCCACCAACUCGUGCGGGAAAUAGCUGUCUCUUUAGCAGCUAAAUGUUUGGUCGCGUUCACCAGCAAACAGCCAAAAUACUGGAAACCGUUAAAUAAAUCCUCCUCCUGACUGAGUGUUUUAUCCAUCCUCUUCAUCCCUCCACACAGCACUUAAUGCUGUUUCUUAUUGGAAGGAGGCAGAGUAGUGAAACGAUGAGGGAUUUGUCAUUUAUAGGAGUUGGUAUAAGCUGGAUGUGCAGACUGAAAAUAAAUGAUCUGCCGAGACCGAGCAUGUCAGAAUGCUUCCGAAUAUUAACCGGCUUCUGUCUGUUGUGUACAAUCAAUUGGAAGAAAAAAAAAAAAAAGGUGCUGCAGCUGCCCGCGAGUACCAAACCAGCAGCCUCAGUACUUUCCUGGCAAACACAAACUGCCUUCUGACCGCUAUCAUCUGCACUUCUAAUAGCUGUGUGACCCACUUUGAGUCCAAUUGAAUUAGAUCUAUACGCCUUUAGAGCAGCUCCACUUACAGCUGUAAGUCACUCGAGAUGACUAUGAAAUGCCUCUCAAUUUGGUCUAUUCUCUCCUUUUUAAAAAUUUUUUUUUAAAUGUCUCUCCUCUCCAGGAACUUGCUUUGCCACUUUUUUUUACAGUGGAAGCCGCCGUCACAGAAGCUGCUCUACAAAGAACGUGGUGGCUUUUGGCGAAGAAGCGCACACUAAACUUUGUUUUGUUUGAUUCGGUCGUCAGUAUUCAAUGGUUUGUUUGUACAGAGAAAUUACAAGACCGAAUACGAAGGAUUCAAUAAAGCUUAAGACACUAAACACACUGACAUGAAUAAUUCGUUUUAAAUUUAAGUAUUUUGACUGUAUUACUAUUUCUCUUGUCGCUUCAAUAUUUAAAUCAAUAAAUUAUAAUAAAUAAA
Messenger RNA from Gasterosteus aculeatus aculeatus (three-spined stickleback), 4555 nucleotides. RefSeq names its product activating signal cointegrator 1 complex subunit 1 (gene ascc1). Gene Ontology annotation, biological process: DNA alkylation repair; regulation of DNA-templated transcription. The record is from RefSeq and is a predicted model, not a curated record. Gene Ontology annotation, molecular function: RNA binding. Lineage: Eukaryota; Metazoa; Chordata; Actinopteri; Perciformes; Gasterosteidae. Gene Ontology annotation, cellular component: nucleus.